Molecule: messenger RNA, 558 nt
Organism: Seminavis robusta
Lineage: Eukaryota; Bacillariophyta; Bacillariophyceae; Naviculales; Naviculaceae
Source: the annotation of a GenBank genome assembly
AUGUUUCUGGACGGCGAUAGCAGCGAAGAGCGCAUCAAGUGUCUGAAGGCCACUAUUUCUGGUGACAUUGAUUCCCUCACCAACGCCCACAAUAUAUUUCGAGCGUACUCAUAUAUGAGUGAACGAUUCACUCAAAGCAACCAAACGCCUAGAUAUGCAUGGCCCGCAUUCAUGAUAGCCCAACAGAACGUCCUAGGCAAAGACUACCGGCAGCUUACGGCAACUUUGGAGCAUUCUAGCAUUGAUGAAGCGAAGGCGUUUGAAGCUCUCACACAGAUUGUGAUCCUUAUACGGUUGAUGACUGGAUUGGAACAUGAACUUGUGCCUUUGAACCGCGAAGCCAUGGAACAAGCACGCAUCGAGCCAUUUGAGGCGACAGAGCUGUUUUAUGUCGGGCAGGAGGCAACCACAAUAGGAGAAAUCGUCACUUCGAUCAGCCGCCAGUUCAAUCGUCGGACACAGGUCAAGCAGGUGGUUGCGGUACCACUCUUUGCUGACUGGCUGGCUACCGAUGCCGGAAGUAUCGAAUUGGCGACGGUGGAGCUCAUGUUGACAUGA